Rhododendron vialii is the source of this 922-nucleotide messenger RNA. Its product is annotated as profilin-2. The record is from RefSeq and is a predicted model, not a curated record. The coding region runs from base 226 to 627 and encodes 133 amino acids. Gene Ontology annotation, cellular component: cell cortex. NCBI's taxonomy places the organism in Eukaryota, Viridiplantae, Streptophyta, Magnoliopsida, Ericales, Ericaceae. The transcript is spliced from 3 exons. Gene Ontology annotation, molecular function: actin monomer binding.
GUGAAUGGCGGUAAUACAAUCGAGUGAAAGGGGACGGUCGAGAGAAGAUCGUGAUCCCAAUCAUCGCCAUCCCCAUUUUUAGCGCGCUCUCUCUCUCUCUCUCUCCAUUUAUAGUAUUUCCUUUCACAGACAGAAAAACAACCUCAAACUCGAACCACGGCGACGAAGCUGAUCUCACAGACUGAGAGCGAGUAAAUUUUAGAGAGAGAAAACGAGAGAGAGAGAAUGUCGUGGCAAACUUACGUGGACGAGCACUUGAUGUGUGAUAUCGACGGCCUUGGCCUACACCUCACCGCCGCCUCCAUCAUCGGCCUCGACGGUAGCGUCUGGGCUCAGAGCGCCUCCUUCCCUCAGUUUAAGCCCGAUGAGAUCACCGGUAUCAUCACUGAUUUUGCUGAACCAGGCCACCUUGCCCCUACAGGGUUACACCUGGGCGGCGUAAAGUACAUGGUCAUCCAAGGAGAGCCUGGAGCUGUAAUCCGUGGAAAGAAGGGAUCAGGAGGCAUCACUAUAAAGAAGACAGGGCAAGCUCUGGUCUUUGGAAUCUAUGAGGAACCAGUAACCCCUGGACAGUGCAACAUGGUUGUCGAGAGGUUGGGUGAUUACCUCAUUGAUCAAGGCCUCUAAAGCCUAGAUCUACUCAUGAUCUCUACUACAUCUUGAUCUUCACACUUAAAUUCUUUGGGUUUUUUCCCCACCCAUUUUUCCCCCACCCAUUUUUCCCCCUUGCAUCUAUGCUCUAGUCUUCUUCCUCCAAACCCAUGAGAUGGAAGUGGAGUUAUUCUGAGUAAUAAUUUAGGACAAACAGUUAUUUGGUGUUUUGAGUCUUUUUUCCUGUGGUUAUGGUGAUGUGUAUUUCGGCACGGUGUGAGCUGUUUCUUUUCGUCAGCACUGCAAUACAAAUUUCUGAUAUCUCAUGAAA